AUCAAGAAAAAAAAAAAACUUCGGAGACAAGUCAGUUCAAAAGUUAUGUGUCGUUUUUUUGUCAAAAAAAAAUGUUAUUUGUCGUUUGGCGUUGAGUGAACGUAGAGAAAGAAGAAACAAGCCGCCGUUUCGUUCUAAACGACAGGAAACAUAUAACCGAAGUUACACUACUUGGGAAAAGCUUUCCUUUCCCUCUCCAAACCCAAAACCCAAACCCACCGCUGCCACCGUCUCUGCUCUCUCUCUCUCUCUCUCUCUCCGGGAGAAAUGGAAGGCUCCGUGAAAGGGACAGUGACGCCGCUGUCGUCUCUGUUCGCAGCUGAAGAGGCGCAGAAGGCGGCGAAGCGUGUGUACGAUACGAUCGCCGAGAAGCGGCAGGAGCUUGACCGCCUCCGAGGCUUCGUCUCCGAUAACGCCAACCUCAUCAGCACCGUCCAGAGACUCCCCGACCAGCUCCACCACGAUAUUAUGGUUCCAUUUGGUAAGGCAGCCUUUUUCCCUGGGCGUUUGAUACACACCAAUGAAUUUAUGGUUCUUUUGGGAGAAGGGUACUAUGCAGAUAGGACAUCCAAGCAAACCGUGGAUAUUCUGAGAAGAAGAGGGGAUACCUUGGACUCCCAAGUCGAAUCUUUGAGGGCCAUGGUGCAAGACCUCAAACUAGAGGCUUCAUUUUUCGACAGAACUGCCUCUGAAGCUGAGGAGGGAAUUCUAGAGAUAAGAGAAGAUUAUGUGGAGGAAAGUUCUGUUGAAAGUGAUUCUGAACCAGAAGUUUCUUCAAGUUUUUCUGAAGUAGACAACAAAAAGGCUAAAAUUGAUGAUGAAGAAUUUGCACGUAUUAUGUCCCGAUUCGAUGAACUUGAGAAAGAAGAACUUGCAGCUGAAGAAGAUGACGAGGAUGAUGAAGACGAGCCAACUAAAGCUGAUUUGGAUAGUUUCUCAGAUAAAUUAUCUCUUAAUGAGACUAAAAAUCCUGAGAAGCCGGAGUCCAGAAAACCUAUGAAUCAGACAAAGAAUACAAAGACAAUGACUAAAGCUGCUAAUCUUGAUGAUGAUAAGCAGCAAUAUGAUCACCCAGAGUUGCCUUGUACAGGUUUGGCAGUUCAACCGAUACCUAAAGAUGGAUCAUCACAUGGUAUUACUUUCGAUCAUAAUGUCAAAAAGUCUACGGAGAAGACAUUGAUGCCUCCUGAAGUUAAAAAUAACCUCCAAGCUUUUAAUUCUCCAAUAAAUGAGACUCUUGUUGAAACUUCAAAACCGAAGUUCGAUAGCCAAAAGGCUUUUACAGGUUCUAUUGUUGAGCGAGCUGACAAUUUAAAACCCAGUUCAAGAAAUCAAACCCCAUCUCAGCCUUCAAAACCGGUUUCAAGAUUCAAGAUGCAGAGAAGAUAGUGACCAUUGUGACCUUCCUCUCUCGGCCAGUGCUCGGCACAACUGGGAUGAAGAAAUGCCAAAAUCUUGUAUAAAGGGCUGCCUUAAAUUUCCCAGCUAGUAAUAAAAGUUAAAUUUUAUAUGAUGAGGAAAAAAAAAUACAGAGGCCCGAAUUUUGCACAAGACCAAAGAGCUUUGUUUAAACUGCCGAAACACUGAUCAAUAUGUGACAUUAUUUUAGCUUGUAAGGUGCCAUUACCAUAUAAUAAUCGGUAAAUUACACAAGUUAAUAUAAAAUUAUAUUUACAUUUAGAAGUUCA
Molecule: messenger RNA, 1688 nt
Organism: Humulus lupulus (European hop)
Lineage: Eukaryota; Viridiplantae; Streptophyta; Magnoliopsida; Rosales; Cannabaceae
Exons: 11
Coding region: 268-1389 (373 amino acids)
Biological process (GO): negative regulation of phosphatase activity; negative regulation of transcription by RNA polymerase II
Molecular function (GO): chromatin binding; phosphatase inhibitor activity; transcription corepressor activity
Source: RefSeq, a predicted model, not a curated record